CCGCCCCAGGCCCCCCCCAUGGAGCCCGAGGCCCUGGAUUCCCGCAAACGGCCCCUCGAAACGCCCCCCGAGGUGGUCUGCACCAAGCGCAGCAACACGGGAGAGGAAGGCGAAUACUUCCUGAAGGUGCUGAUCCCCAGCUACGCGGCAGGCUCCAUCAUCGGCAAGGGCGGGCAGACCAUCGUACAGCUGCAAAAGGAAACCGGAGCCACCAUCAAGCUCUCCAAGUCCAAAGACUUCUACCCUGGAACCACAGAGCGGGUGUGCCUAGUACAGGGCACAGCAGAGGCCUUGAAUGCUGUGCACAGCUUUAUUGCUGAGAAGGUCCGAGAAAUUCCACAAGCAAUGACCAAGCCUGAAGUGGUCAACAUCCUUCAACCCCAAACCACGAUGAACCCCGACAGAGCCAAGCAGGCCAAGCUGAUCGUCCCCAACAGCACAGCCGGCCUGAUCAUCGGCAAAGGGGGCGCAACGGUGAAAGCUGUGAUGGAACAGUCGGGUGCCUGGGUGCAGCUGUCCCAGAAGCCGGAGGGCAUCAACCUGCAGGAGCGCGUGGUGACCGUCAGCGGUGAGCCCGAGCAGGUGCACAAGGCUGUCAGCGCCAUAGUGCAGAAGGUCCAGGAAGACCCCCAGAGCAGCAGCUGCCUCAACAUCAGCUACGCCAACGUGGCCGGCCCCGUGGCCAACUCCAACCCCACCGGCUCGCCGUAUGCCAGCCCCGCCGAUGUGCUGCCUGCUGCAGCCGCCGCCUCCGCCGCCGCCGCCGCCUCUGGCCUGCUGGGCCCCGCUGGGCUGGCUGGCGUGGGAGCCUUUCCCGCCGCCCUGCCCGCCUUCUCAGGCACCGAUCUGCUGGCCAUCAGCACGGCGCUUAACACGCUGGCCAGCUACGGCUACAACACCAACUCCCUCGGCCUGGGCCUCAACUCGGCCGCAGCCUCUGGCGUCCUGGCUGCUGUGGCCGCCGGCGCCACCCCUGCCGCUGCCGCCGCCGCCAACCUCCUCGCAUCCUACGCAGGAGAGGCAGGGGCUGGGCCGGCCGGAGGGGCCGCCCCGCCGCCGGCCCCGCCGCCCGGAGCCCUGGGGUCCUUCGCCUUGGCCGCAGCCGCCAAUGGCUACCUCGGCGCUGGGGCGGGCGGCGGGGCGGGUGGGGGAGGCGGCCCGCUGGUGGCUGCUGCGGCUGCUGCGGCGGGGGCUGGGGGCUUCCUGACGGCAGAGAAGUUGGCAGCUGAGAGCACCAAGGAGCUGGUGGAGAUUGCGGUGCCCGAGAACCUGGUGGGGGCCAUCCUGGGCAAGGGGGGCAAGACGUUGGUGGAGUACCAGGAGCUCACAGGCGCCCGCAUCCAGAUAUCCAAGAAGGGCGAGUUCCUGCCGGGCACGCGGAACCGCCGGGUCACCAUCACUGGCAGCCCCGCGGCCACGCAAGCCGCCCAAUACCUCAUCAGCCAGCGGGUCACCUAUGAGCAGGGGGUGAGGGCCUCAAACCCCCAGAAAGUGGGAUGAGGCCUGUGGUGCGUGCUCCCACCCCUCUCCCUGUCCCUCCUCUUCCUCCUCCUCCUCCUCCAACUCCCGACCUCAGCUUGGUGUAGUCCUGCUCCUCAUGGGACGGGGUCGGGGUAGGCCUGACUGCACCCCCCCCCUUCUGGUAGUCAUAGGCAGGAUUGAGUACUGGCUGGGGACAGGGCCCAGAAGCCCCCUCCUCAGCCUUGAACUGACCCCUCCUUCCUCCCUCCCUGUGCUUGACUGGGCCUGACCCUCCUCUCCCAGGGCCCAGGUCUGUGUGAUAUCUGUAUAUAUUGCAUUUUGUUGAUUUUAAUAGAAAAC
Trichechus manatus latirostris (Florida manatee) is the source of this 1821-nucleotide messenger RNA. It is a transcript of the gene NOVA2, whose product is annotated as NOVA alternative splicing regulator 2. Gene Ontology annotation, biological process: regulation of alternative mRNA splicing, via spliceosome; mRNA splicing, via spliceosome. The record is from RefSeq and is a predicted model, not a curated record. NCBI's taxonomy places the organism in Eukaryota, Metazoa, Chordata, Mammalia, Sirenia, Trichechidae. Gene Ontology annotation, cellular component: cytoplasm; nucleus. The transcript has 4 exons. Gene Ontology annotation, molecular function: mRNA binding. Bases 19 to 1500 code for a protein of 493 amino acids.